ACCGUUUGGUGGGUGUGGCGGGGUGUGGCUUGAAGGAAUGUGACGUAUUCAAAGGCAGCUGCCAUGCUUAUAGCGUUCUCCCACUCCUCACGUUUUUUUUAACUGAUCGUUCAGAACAACACAAUUUAGUUUAACGUUCCACACUGUUUUUUCGUAGGCCUACUGAACACGGUGCACAGAUCCACAAGGACAUGAUCGCCGCUCUCCUAAAAAACACCCAUCGACGUCUUCUAUAGAACCUAGGCUUUCGGACGGACAUCACUAGGGGUAAGAAAGCAGUGGCAGAGUAAGGAACUCUCUGAUAACUGUUGCCCUACACACCAACAGCGGGGCCACAAUGAAUGGACCUUUCUCUUGAAGCCCUGGACUCUGACAACACACGCAAGUGUUAGUGCAUCCAUGAUAUACAGGAGCCAUGAUUCCUGUGACGGAGUUCCGACAGUUUUCGGAACAGCAGCCACAGUUCCGGGUUCUGAAGCCCUGGUGGGAUGUGUUCACAGACUACCUCUCUGUGGUCAUGCUAAUGAUCGGAGUGUUCGGAUGCACCUUACAGGUGAUGCAGGACAAAAUCAUCUGCCUUCCCCAAAGAAUGUCCAUGCCGAACCAAACAAAUAAAACCGAGCUGGUCUCAUCCGCUGUGCCACAGGAAAUGCACGAGAUGAUGGGCCUGAAAACCAACCUGGACCUCCAGCAGUACAGCUUCAUCAACCAGAUGUGCUACGAGAAGGCUCUGCACUGGUACGCCAAGUACUUCCCUUACCUGGUCCUCAUACACACCCUGAUCUUCAUGGUGUGUAGCAACUUCUGGUUCAAGUUCCCAGGCUCCAGCUCUAAGAUAGAGCAUUUCAUCUCCAUCUUGGGAAAGUGCUUUGACUCCCCCUGGACUACCAGAGCUCUGUCUGAAGUUUCUGGAGAGAACCCGGAGGAGAAGGAUAAGAAGUGCAGUGCCAGUAGAGCAAUCCUCAACGUGUCUGUAGAGGGGAACCUGGACGACCUGGAGAAGACCCAGUCCCUCAAAUCCAUCCCAGAGAAGAUUGUCGUGGACAAGCCCACGGCUAGUGCCCUGGAAAAGAAGGAAGGAGAGCAAGCCAAAGCUCUGUUUGAGAAGGUGAAGAAGUUCCGCCUGCAUGUUGAGGAGGGGGACAUCCUCUAUAUUAUGUAUGUUCGCCAAACUGUUCUCAAAGUGAUGAAGUUCCUCCUCAUCAUCGCGUAUAACAGUGCGUUAGUCUCGGAGGUGCAGAUCACAGUGAAGUGCAAUGUGGACAUGCAGGACAUGACGGGAUAUAAGCAUUUCUCCUGUAAUCACACCAUGGCCCACCUGUUCUCCAAGCUGUCAUACUGUUACCUAUGCUUUGUGGCUGUGUAUGGAUUCACCUGCCUCUACACUUCCUACUGGCUCUUCUACCGCUCGCUGAAGGAAUACUCCUUUGAAUACGUACGGCAGGAAACGGGAAUCGAUGACAUCCCAGACGUGAAGAAUGACUUUGCCUUCAUGCUGCACAUGAUCGACCAGUAUGACCCACUAUACUCUAAGAGAUUCGCAGUGUUCCUAUCAGAGGUCAGUGAAAACAAACUGAAACAACUGAACCUGAACCAUGAGUGGACGCCAGAGAAGCUGCGUCAGAGACUGAUGACCAACCACAACAACAGACUGGAGCUGCAGCUCUUCAUGCUGUCUGGGCUUCCAGACACCAUCUUUGAGGUGACAGAGCUCCAGUCCCUGAAGCUUGAAAUCAUCAACAACGUAACCAUCCCAGCCUCCAUCGCCCAGCUUGAAGACCUUCAGGAGCUUUCUCUGUAUCAGUGUUAUUUAAAGAUCCAUGCCACAGCCACCUCCUUCCUCAAAGAGAACCUCAAGGUACUCAGGGUGAAGUUUGAUGACAGCAGAGAGCUGCCUCAUUGGCUGUACCACCUGCGGAAUCUAGAGGAGCUCUACCUCAUUGGCUCACUGAGUCCUGACGCUUCUAAAAAUGUGGUUCUGGAGUCCCUGAGGGAGCUGAAGAAUCUGAAGACCCUGUCACUCAAAAGUAACUUUACAAAGAUCCCCCAGUCCAUUGUGGACGUGUCCAGCCACCUGCAGAGGCUGUAUGUCUACAACGACGGCACUAAGCUGGUGAUGCUCAACAAUCUGAAGAAGAUGGUGAACCUGACUGAACUGGAGUUGGUGCACUGUGACCUGGAACGCAUCCCACAUGCUGUCUUCAGCCUCACGAACCUACAGGAGUUGGACCUGAAGGAAAACAACCUGCACUCCAUCGAGGAGAUAGUCAGCUGCCAGCACCUCCGCAAGCUGACGUGCCUGAAACUCUGGCACAACAGUAUCUGCUACAUCCCAGAACACAUCAAGAAGCUGGGCAGCUUAGAGCGCCUCUACUUCAGUUACAACAAGAUUGAGAUCUUGCCCUCGCACCUGUUCUUAUGCAACAAGCUUCGUUACCUGGACCUGUCCAACAACGACAUCCGGUUUAUUCCGCCGGAGAUUGGUGUCCUACAGAGUCUUCAGUACUUCUCCGUCACAUGCAACAAGAUUGAGAACCUCCCAGACGAGCUGUUCUUUUGCAAGAAGCUCACAACCCUCAAGCUGGGCAAGAAUACGCUGUCAUUGCUCUCACCAAAGAUCUCAUACCUGGUUCUAUUGACACACCUGGAACUGAAGGGCAACCAUUUUGAACUCCUGCCUCCAGAGCUUGGGUUCUGCCGGGCAUUGAAGCGCGGUGGCCUAAUGGUGGAAGACGCUCUGUUUGAAACCUUGCCAUCGGAAAUCCGAGACAAAAUGAAGACUGAGUGAAAUGUCUUACAAUAUCUGUGCAAAAGGCCCUGCGAUAGACUAGCGUCCCGCCCAGGGGGUAUACUUCAAGCUGCAUUAAACUAUAUAAAAAAAGUGAUAGGACAGGAGCCAAUGUGUUAUUCUGGCUCGGACAAGCCAACUUACUUGACUGUUCAAAAAUAAAAAGCCAGUUUGUCUGGCAAUCCUAGUCAACCAAAAUGGUCGAUUUUACUGUAUUACACAUCGCAAUCAAAAUCUAAGCACUGUACCCUAAGUUUGUUUAUAGGGGGCAGAUGUGAUAAUCAUGGGUGACUGUUUUUAGUAUUAUGUCGAAGUCUUACUUCAUGACAGAAGGGAACAUGGCAUUUUGUUGUAAUUAAAUGGUUCUUAACAAUAGGGUUAGUCACAGGCAAGGUGUACUUGUACCCAGGCUAAUAUUUGCUCCUUAUUCUCUGUCAUAUGCCACACAAUGUUUGGCAUGACAUGGCGUGGCAAGGAAUGGAAGGAUAGCACAAACAUAUCUGUUUUCUUCUGUUACAUGUAGUUGCUAGUUGACAUAUGUUAAUCACUCGUUGCACCUUUUCUGCAUUUUUCUUAUGUUAUGCUAAUUAAGGCCUGCUUUUUAUGGCUAUUGCAUUGCUGCUUGAAUACUUUUCAUUUAAUUUUUAAUUUUAUUUUUAUAUUGUUUGCCUGCCAUGUGCUGUGCUAUGCUAUGUAGCCCCUGCUAGCCUAGCCUGCUCUAGCUUUGGCCUUCUGUGCCACGUGCUAUUGCACCCUCUUUUCCAUUCGAUUUGUUGUAUUGCUGCUAUAUUUAUGUACAAGCUUUACUAAUUUACAUUGCAUUUGUAUAUUGUCAUUUGAAAUUCAUACAAAUUACAUCAAUGAGUUAUGCACAUUA
Oncorhynchus tshawytscha (Chinook salmon) is the source of this 3665-nucleotide messenger RNA. Its product is annotated as volume-regulated anion channel subunit LRRC8C. Bases 416 to 2788 code for a protein of 790 amino acids. Gene Ontology annotation, molecular function: protein binding. The transcript has 8 exons. Lineage: Eukaryota; Metazoa; Chordata; Actinopteri; Salmoniformes; Salmonidae. The record is from RefSeq and is a predicted model, not a curated record.